AUGGCGGCGCAGGCGCGACCAGGGAAUAUACCUUUUGCUGUCUCAGCAAAGACAGCGCCGCCCAAAGAGAAGAUCAGGACUUGGACUCGAAAAGGGUUAUGGCAAGCGAUCGAAAAUGAGGGGGAGCGGAACUGUACCAGAGAGACGUUUGUGUACAACCUCAAUUCGCAUCGCGAAGCGCUUUUGGGGGGCAUUGGGGGGUACAAGGCGCCCAACGAAGAGUCGGCACGGAAAGUCAGAGAGCGGGCAGAGAAACCAAAAGCAGACUUCCUCGCCAAAAUGAGCACGCUCAUGCAUCUGGAUGCAGUGCAGUGCGAGAGCAUAUUGGAAACAUGCAUCAAAGACGAUCUGGAAGCUCCGGCGGUGAGGCGGCGGAUAGAUUGGUCGCAGAUGAAACAGAUCAAUUACAACGAUGAGAUGCUCGUCGUAGCAAUGCAACAGCAGUACCUGAAUGAGAGGGAGGAGACCCUGCUUGCGCUUGUGGCGAUAAUACGGGCUGCAGACGACGAGGAACAUCGGUUCUACGAAGAUAUCUUGACAUUUGUCCAGGGGAUGUUCCAGGACAGCGAAGCGGCUGGGGAGCGUCUCUUGAAACAGCUGGACAUUGUUAUUAGUGGCGAGAUUCCGCCUCAAGUAGCGGCGGAUCCUGAAUGGGCGAGGACGUGGGCGAACCAGUUCGUUCGAGAACAACGAGUUCUUUUGCAGAUCAUCUUCUUGGUCUACUAUAGCGUCGCGCCUUGCUCUUCAACGCUAGCUAGUCGGUUCCUUCGCUCGUUGAUCGAAGAUUUUGAUUUUGGUCGGAGUCAGAGCAACGAAUCUCUGCUUAAUGAGGAGGCAUCGGCCAUCACCAAGCAUAUUUCCGAUCUUUGCGUCAUGGUUUCCAUCGAGCUGAUGCGCCUCAACGAGCUGAUCGACGCCACCAAUCUGGACACGGCACCUUUCGCCGACUCGCCGGAUGCUAUCAAACAGAUUUACGGGGCCAUCGAGCACAGCAUUGUAGCGUCGCAUGGGCGCAGUGACCCUAUUGCCCCGGUCAUGAUGGCUUGGGGUGUCUUGAUGCAGGCAGUUCAUCCGUACUUGGAACAGUUCAACGACGGUCCACAGGCGGAGGUGUGCAAAUUCAUCGAGGAGAACGUCAACAUUGGAGUACCAUAUUCGAGGACUCCACAGCUCCUGGUCCAGCAAGCGUAUUUGGCUGGGCAAGCCAUCCCGUACCUUAUUGGCGCGCUGCGGGGCCCAAUGGUGGUGGAUGUUCAUAUUGCGCUAGGAUAUAAGAGCAUCAUCAAGGAUAUGCUGAUGUUGCUUCUCGAGACGGUUGAGGAUGCCUCGGCACUGCCAGAUCGAGAAGUCUUCCUUCAGUGCUUGUCGUGUCUGUUUACAAACGAAGAGCAACUGGGGUUGGAAUGGUGGGAGCACGACUAUGGGAUACCCGAGCGCCGAUCACUGCUGGACACGGCGCGCAGAGCCUUUCCGAUAGAGUUCAGCUCGCUUGUCCAACUCCUGAGCUCGACGAUCAGUAGCUCACGGACAGCCGCGUACGUUUUUCGGUACUUCAAGAGUCUGCCAACGUUUGCAGACUUUUAUCGACCGUACGAUUAUCAGGAGGAUCCCUUCAGAGAAAAUGAGAGUGGGAGUACGUUCUUUGCUUGGAAUGGAUACUCUCAGGGGAUUGUGUAUGGAGCGCGGGACCUCAUUCUGGGGCCGCCAGAGCAGUGUGAAGGACAGCUGAUCCAUGACGAUCCGAAGAUCUUACUCCUUCGUUUCAAUUACUCCGGCUGGCAUCUUCUCUUCAGCAUGAUGGACUCCUUCCUCCAUGGUGCUGGGUUGCUCACGGGAUUGCAACCCUCGACAUGCACGUCAGGCAAACCGGAACACAUCGCAGACAUUCUCAAGCUGCUCAACACCUUCCUCCAGCACGCGGACGAGACUCUACUCAGCGAGUUUAUUGCACAUGUCUCCAUGUUCACAACGACUCUGGCAACCUGGGGUGAAAAGACAGCUGAGCAUUUCGUUGGUCUUAUUUGCCAAGUUCUCAAUCGGGCAUGCACGUUCGCUACUCCGCCAAUCCAGCUCCUGACCUCGGCCAUGACUUGUUUGUCCCUCCUCUUGCCAUACUUCCCCGACGCAGUAUGGAAACAUUUGCGGAUAGAUGGGCUCUUUCCGCGGUACUCGGCCGCGAUCCGAUUGUCAUCCGCCAACAGCUACAUGGAAGAGGUGCUGUUACCAGCGGAAAUCGCUGCGGGCUUAUACCCGACGACCAUGGCCUUUUUGGAUUUAGUGUCGGCUUUGAUCAAGGAUGCGCAAACAUUGCGACCACAAGCUGUUUCGCUCUCGCCUGCGGAACACGAACUGGAAGCCGAAUUCUGGCGUGCUCAAGGCGAUGCUCAGCUGCGAGAAGCGUUCGAUGCGAAAGUAGGGGGUGUGGACAACCGCUUGCGCUUGGAGAAGAAGCUCAUUGCGCAUGCCCGGAUUCGCGACUCCGCUGUGUUGAAGUCAGAAGUCCUCUUCUCGGCCGUAGUCUACAUCCACAGCCAGCUGUUUCCGAAACAUGGAGGAUGGCGAUACGUGCAUCUUCAACACAAGUAUCAGUUGGGCCUGAAGAUUCUGCAGAUCUUCAAUCAGAUCAUGUUUGACUCGUCAUGGGCACAUGAAGAAUCGCCAUCACGGUCUGCGGCUCUGGUUGAUUUCAGCGCAGUGCAGCAAUACCUCGCCCGCGGUUACCUGGCUGACGGGAGCAUGUACCAACUUGCGCCGCUCAUUGAUAUCGUUUCCCUGGGUAACGACGUGCCGCUAAGGUUUUAUCGUGAGCUUCGGAUGCAGAGCGCUCGCACUUCGGAAGAAUGUAUCGAAAAUGCUCUUCUGUUCGUGAAAUCUUUGCUGAAGAGAAGAAAGCUUGGCGGGAUGAACAUUUCGCUUCUCGAACACGCGCUCUUGGACCGAACGGUUCAGACGAACGGCACGCAGAGCGAUCCCGUGGAGUUGGUGCAGGUUCUUGGGCGUUACAUCAGCUAUCAGAAUCACCGACCAUUACCUCUCCUUGCUGCGGAAGUCCUCACACUCCUGUGCGCCGUAGCAGCUGACUGGCAGCCGGCUCAACCUUCGUUCGCCGGUUACCUCGGCCUUGAUGCAUAUCACUUUGUGUCGUCGGUAAUCAAAGGCCUAACGGAUACUUCAUCUUCGGCCAGCAGUUCCGAAGAACUUCAAACCGCAUUAUACAACCUAGUCACGAUAGUCAUUGCGACACAACCUGGACUCGGAGCUAUGCUGCUGACCGGCGAAGCAGCACAACCGACCUUACCGUCAUCGGUGGCCGAGUUAUAUGCAUCCACCAGUAAACCGCCGUCAGGCAGUUCCCAGGACCUUCCCGAACUGUCCGUUCUCACCCCGGCACUCGCCCUGCUGACGAGAUGGAAGAAUGUUCUCGACGAAGCCCCCUCCACGCUACCUGCUGCGAUGCGACUCAUGGACGCGUUGUGGCAGAAUGCCCCACAGUAUAUGGUCAUGCUGGAUAAGCUACGCGCCCGAGCAGAGUUUUGGUCGUCGCUCGACGAAGUGUUCAGUGACGAUCCGCCCGAGCCCACGGAAGAGCCGCUCGUAGGACUGGAGCCUCGAUCCUUAUCCGAGGAGCACACGCAGCUUCGACGGUUCUGUUACGGGAAACUCGUGCGGACCUAUGCGCUCCGCAUCCUGGCCUUUGAGGUCUACUUCUCGAAAGGCAUGCAAGGGAAUUCUGCAGCCUUGAGGGCCGUCAAAACGGUAUUCGAGAAACAAAAUGCACAAGGCCAACUCGCGCUCUUUACCGAUGACUCCACCUUACCUAUCAAAUCAGACCUACCGCUGGAAGUACUGGAUCUGGUCGGCCAUCUCAACAUCCCGCUUUCGCUGCCAGCAUAUAAACUGCUGAACUGGUCGGAUGAUCUCGACGUUGACAGCCAGUUCGGCGAUAAUUACGUGUACGACUUGGAGCUUCUUCGUGCGAAAAUGAGCGGGCAUAUCCAGUACAGGGCCGACGACGAAGAGCAAGAAACAUAUGCUGAAUUCCUGUCCCGACUAUGUGCACUGAACCAUAACCGAUCGAUGACUGACGCCCAUAUCGCGCUUGUGAGGGCAUGGAAGCAGUUCCUGAAGGUAUACGCGACCAUGUACCUGGCUGGCCCUGGUGAAUCCAAGGGACGUACGGCGCCAACGGAGACGAAGCUGUCGGCGAAUCAGAUAUAUCAGCUGAUCACAAGGUUAACGGAAACAUUGGUGAACGACCACAGGACAGAUGGGGCCGCCAUUACUUACCGGACGGAAAUCAGCAACCUACUGUUGUUCCUUGUUGCGGUCUGGGACGACCUAAUAAAGGAACGCCCUCUGGACACAAACGCCAAAGAAGCGGCGGAUAUCGUGAAGCGUCUGCAUCAUUGUAUGUCGGCGGAGACGUAUAUCUUGGGGCCGAGGGGAACGUUAUCGGAAUACCCUUUCCAUGUCGAGCUAUUGGCUGCCAUCGGGGCUGGCCUGAGGACGUUGAGGGCAAACACCCAGGAUGGGAAGACGAAGGUUGCACCAGAAAUUCGGGAAACGAUGCAAUUGCUCCUUCCCGUCGUGAGCAAGGGCCUAUCACUGUUGCUGAAAGGUCUCGGACCGGAGCAAUAUAUUAAACAGCAACGCGAAGUCAAUGUUACUCUCACAUGCUUUACCGAGAUAAUGGGGUUUAGCGAGUAUCUCGACCCAACCUCAGCCAUCGCAACAAUGGAUCGCUAUGAAGUGGUGCAGCUUCUUGUCGUAGUCCUGCAAAAAGCGGUUUCGGAGACCUUUGAGGAGUGGCCGAUGUUCGCACACGACCUCCUGUUCGCCAUGCUUGCCAUCGCUGAAACCCCGCUGGGCGCUGAGCGCCUGGCCGCGGAAAACAUCGUCGUUUACCUGUCCAACAAUUCCAUGACGCCUGCGUUGAAUCAGGGCCUGAUCUCACCGUACAUCGACACGCAACGGCGCAAUCCCUGGCACAAGGUAUGGUGCGCCAUGCUGUCCCUCUCCACCCGCGUUGUCCAGUUCCUGGGAUACAAUCCCACACUCGUAGAAGAAGCUACAGGCUUCAUCAGGGUGUAUCAGACCCAAAUCACUAAAGCCAUCGACGUCAGGGUGGAUGGGAACAUUCCGCUAGCGAGGAUUGAGGAGAUACUGAGGAUCAGCGAACUGUUCUACACCCUGUGUUCAUGGGCGAAUCAGCCCGAUGCGGAGCUUGACGCUAUGGCAGGGAACAGCGGUGGGGCGGAUUAUGCAAUCCUGGACGCUGUCAUUGAGUUGGCUCUGCAAGUGCUCGGCUACUUUGCGUUCUUGUUAGACAACCCGUACGAGAUGCACCACCGAAUCGCUUCCGUCGGGACUGGCGUUGGGUUGGCCGGACUGGGGAGCGAUUGGGAUCUUUCAGCAGUCCUGCCAUUGUCUCAACAACAACAAAAAGCUGCGACGAAUCGCACGACCACCGCUGGCGAAUCCGACUCCUCCCAACAAGGAAUACCGUCCACGCAACUGUCCAUCGACGCAACCCGCAGUCUCCUUCUCGUCGUGCGCAAUUUUGUCGGCUACUUCCGCCUGUACCUCGAUGCAGACCAUCUACUCGUCACGAAAGAAGAGCAGGACUGGGAUCGCAAGCAUGUCUUUGAGGCCACCAUGUCCGUGCACGGCGGGCAAGGGGCCACGAUGGGAACCCUGUUUGGGCUCGUGCGACGGAUGAACGCGUUACUGUCGAAGGACGGGUCGGGCGCCGCCGCUAGUGGGGAGUCCAACAACGGCGGGAGUGAGGUUGACAAGACCCUGCAAGACGCCGCGAACGCGCUCCCGCCGAUCGAGCUCGUCCUCAUCGGCGAGUCGGCGUUCACGCUGGCCAUCACUGAGUUUGCAUUGUACAAGCGGGCGGCUGAGACGGAUGAGGUUUUGAAGGAGUUGAGGGGAGAGGCGGAUGCUACGUUUAAGGCGACCGAGGCUGCAUUACGGGGGUUGAGCGAACGUCAGGGUCGAGGAAGUGAGAAGGAAAAGAAGGAUGCGGAGAAGGCAUUGGCUUUCUGCAAGAUUCUUGAGAAGUUUUGGGGCUCGGUGAAGUAG
Fimicolochytrium jonesii is the source of this 6087-nucleotide messenger RNA. Its product is annotated as nucleoporin subcomplex protein binding to Pom34-domain-containing protein. The coding region runs from base 1 to 6087 and encodes 2028 amino acids. The transcript has 2 exons. Gene Ontology annotation, biological process: protein import into nucleus; RNA export from nucleus. The record is from RefSeq and is a predicted model, not a curated record. Lineage: Eukaryota; Fungi; Chytridiomycota; Chytridiomycetes; Spizellomycetales; Powellomycetaceae. Gene Ontology annotation, molecular function: structural constituent of nuclear pore. Gene Ontology annotation, cellular component: nuclear pore inner ring.